Tachysurus fulvidraco (yellow catfish) is the source of this 880-nucleotide messenger RNA. RefSeq names its product ERH mRNA splicing and mitosis factor (gene erh). The coding region runs from base 150 to 464 and encodes 104 amino acids. NCBI's taxonomy places the organism in Eukaryota, Metazoa, Chordata, Actinopteri, Siluriformes, Bagridae. The record is from RefSeq and is a predicted model, not a curated record. The transcript is spliced from 4 exons.
ACAAACCAAUCUUUAUUUUGAAAACCGAGGCAACCCCGUUGUCGCCGGAAGUAGACUUUUAUUUUGUUCAUACAUUCGCAGCUGUUGUAGAAAAGAGCUACAAGCGCUAACGCCAGUCUCGCUUGCCUUCGCCACUUUUAGGUCAAAACAUGUCUCACACAAUUCUGCUGGUUCAGCCAACCAAAAGACCAGAGGGGAGAACAUACGCCGAUUACGAGUCUGUAAAUGAGUGCAUGGAGGGAGUGUGUAAGAUGUAUGAGGAGCAUCUGAAAAGGAUGAACCCCAACAGCCCGUCCAUCACGUACGACAUCAGCCAGCUGUUUGAUUUCAUUGAUGACUUGGCUGACCUCAGCUGUUUAGUGUACCGGGCUGACACACAGACCUACCAGCCUUACAACAAAGACUGGAUCAAAGAGAAGAUCUACGUUCUGUUGAGACGCCAAGCCCAGCAGGCGGGGAAAUAGAUUGAAGGAAACAUUGUGGGUUGCACUGAUUUUUAUUCCCCUCAUCCACCCUGAAAAUAUGUUCAUUUGAUCAGACCUACGCUGCAUUUACCGGGCAAGCAAGUCCGUGCCGGCGACACGAUAAGACUCCCCUUGUUUGUAACCAUUAAAACUUUCAUAAAUAAUGCGUACAUCUCCUUUUUUCCAACAUUUAAUCCACGAUGUUCUGAAAAGUGGUUCAACCCGAAAGCUUGUGUUCACAAGGGUUCAGUUUUGUUGUGUGGAUUUAUUUUUGUUGUAAUCUUAUGACUUUAUCCAGUUUUAUAAAACGGUAACGAUGGGUAUCGUUUGCUUUUGACCAGCUCUGUAUUUUUUAUUUUUUUUUUAUUUUAAUUUUUUUUUUGGCCAUUUAUUACAAUAAACUUGAUUUAAAUGAA